UGCUCGUCCGUUUCUGGAGCUUUCUGUCUGAAACCUGCGCCGGCACACACCACACACGCGUGCGGUGGCAUACUGAACUGAGAGUGAGAAUUUACGAGAAUUCGCACGAGUCAUCGUCGAACGUGUGUCUUUCGUCUUUCGCACCACGAGUGAAUCGUACGGUCGUCGGAGAACGUGAUAGAGAGGCUCAACAUUUCCGGCGUGCGUGAUGAGCGAUCAGGUAGCUUUGUUGAAGGAGAGAGGGAACGCCGCUUUACAGACAGGCAAUUACGAUGAGGCCAUUAAAUGCUACACGGACGCGAUCAACCUGGACGGCAACAAUCACGUACUCUACAGCAACCGCUCGGCGGCGUACGCAAAGUCCGAGAAGUAUCAGCAGGCAUUGGAGGACGCCGAGAAGACCGUCAGUUUGAAGCCGGACUGGGGAAAGGGUUACUCGCGCAAGGGCAGCGCUCUCGCUUACCUGGGCAGAUACGACGAGUCUAUCCGGGCUUACGAGAAGGGCCUACAGCUGGAUCCGAACAAUGCGCAGCUCAGAAGCAGUAUGGCCGAGGUGAGGGCCCAGAAAACCGCCGCCGCGACCAAUCCAUUCAACUCGCCGGACAUCUUCGUCAAGCUGGCGAGCGAUUCCCGAACGAAGGGAUAUCUAGCUGAUCCGGAAUACAUGAAACUGCUGCAGGAACUGCGAACCAAUCCACAGAGUCUCGGUACCAAGCUACAAGACACCAGAGUGCUCACCACCCUUAGCGUGCUGUUAGGAAUGAGCGCCGACAUGGAGGAGGCAAUGGAAACCGAGCCGAUGAAUCCGCCGGAGCCACCGAAAGCCAAACCGGAACCGAAGCCCCAGAAGAAGGAGGAGGAUAAUCUUCCGCCUGAAAAGAGAAAAGCCUUAGAGGAGAAGAAACUCGGCAACGAGGCUUACAAAAAGAGAAGCUUCGAGGAAGCUCUGCAGCAUUACAACAAAGCUGUGGAAUUGGACCCGACGGAAAUCGUUUACUUGUUGAACAUAGCGGCGGUGUACUUCGAGCAGAAGGAGUAUCAGAAAUGUAUCGCUCAGUGCGAGAAAGCCAUUGAGGUCGGUAGGGAGAACAGAGCGGAUUUCAAAUUGAUAGCGAAAGCGUUCACGAGAAUCGGUCACGCUUACAAAAAAAUGGAGAAUUGGAAGCAGGCUAAGGUGUAUUACGAAAAGUCCAUGUCCGAGCACAGAACGCCGGAGAUUAAAACCUUACUCUCGGAUAUAGACAAAAUAAUCAGGGAGGAAGAGAGGAAGGCUUACAUCGACCCGGAGAAGGCGGAAGAGGAGAAGGAAUUUGGGAAUCAAAAGUACAAAGAUGGCGAUUAUCCCGCGGCUAUAAAGCAUUAUUCCGAGGCAAUCCGGAGAAAUCCGGACGAUCCCAAAUAUUACAGCAACAGAGCGGCCUGUUACACCAAACUGGCGGCGUUCGACCUCGGUUUGAAGGAUUGCGAGAAGGUGGUCGAGCUGGAUCCCAAGUUCAUCAAGGGAUGGAUUAGGAAAGGAAAGAUUCUUCAGGCCAUGCAACAGCCGGGAAAAGCCCUGUCGGCGUAUCAGAAGGCUCUCGAACUGGAUCCGCAGAACAGCGAAGCGUUAGAGGGCUAUCGCUCUUGCGCCGUAUCCGCUACCUCCAAUCCGGAAGAAGUUAGAAAGAGAGCGAUGGCGGAUCCAGAGAUCCAGGGCAUAUUGCGAGAUCCAGCCAUGAGGCUCAUCUUGGAACAAAUGCAGAGCGAUCCAAGAGCUUUACAAGACCAUUUGAAGAACCCUGAUAUAGCUGCAAAAUUGCAAAAACUUUUGGAAUCUGGUCUCAUCGCUAUCCAUUGAAGAUGUAAGGAACCGCAUACAACAUACUUGUAAUAAAAGAAGAAUAACACUGCUGUCAUAAGUUCCUUUAAUAUUAAGGAAAUUCGCAUUCGUGUAUUGCAGAUAUAUUAGCCAUAUGGGAUACUUAUCGUCAUAUUGCUCUGCUGUCACAAAUUCCUUUAAUAUUGAGGAAAUUCGCAUUCGCGUAUCGCAGAUACAUUAGCCAUAUGGGAUAUUUAUCGUCAUAUUGCUCUUAAAAUCUGUGUUCAAAAAGCCAUUUAGAAUAAAAGUUACAUUAUACAUAUGAUUCUUUCGUGCAAACGCAGUGGCCUUUAGUGUCAUCGAUGACUUUUGCAUUACAAGACUUGUUACGGUGAUCACGUGUGUAACGAUACAUAUAUAUACAUAUAGUGAGGCUCUUUGUGCAAAAAUGAAGUGUAAUUGUGAAGCUGGUGAACUCUUAAUAUGUAAUAUUUACAUUUAAAAGGAAACUUACUCCGAUGGCUGAAUCGUGAAUAUCAUCACUUUGGAAGUUGAUAGCGUUAUUAUAUGUUUUAGGUAAUAAAAUCGUCUAAAACUAGAAAAAUAAUCCUUUAAGAUAGUAAAAGUUUUCCGUAAAAUUAUUUCUGUAUAUGAUGCACACACUAACAUUUCUUUUAAAAGUUAAUUUAGUGCUUUUAGUACUAAAAUUAGUCAUAAUAAUAUAAUGAAUGCGAAGUCAGACUAAGGCGACAACCGAUAAGAGGAAUGCUUCGAAUAAACAUCUUUUUAAACCGA
Molecule: messenger RNA, 2593 nt
Organism: Temnothorax curvispinosus
Lineage: Eukaryota; Metazoa; Arthropoda; Insecta; Hymenoptera; Formicidae
Gene: Stip1
Product: stress-induced-phosphoprotein 1
Exons: 3
Coding region: 209-1837 (542 amino acids)
Molecular function (GO): Hsp90 protein binding
Source: RefSeq, a predicted model, not a curated record